Messenger RNA from Hyaloperonospora brassicae, 972 nucleotides. NCBI's taxonomy places the organism in Eukaryota, Oomycota, Peronosporomycetes, Peronosporales, Peronosporaceae. The record is from the annotation of a GenBank genome assembly.
AUGCCCUACUCGCCUGGUCCAACAACCCAAGAGACCGACCUCACAGACGGCUCGUCCGACACAUGCGAUCCGUCAAUCGCUUCGACUUGUCACGGUACCCCAUCUACUCACACCGACGGCAUCAAUGACCACAGUAUCAUUAACAAUCAUAGCGGGUGGCGACAACCAGUCGGUCGGUUUGUGGCUCGCACGCAACAGACGAUCGACUCGCACUUGGCACUGUUUCGCACGGGUCUCUUUGUCGCGAUCGCCACUUCGGUCGCGGUAUCGCUCCACCUCAGCGGUCUCUUCAGUAGGUUCAAACGGGUGGAAGACAUUCCAUUGUGGCACUUUGCGCGGCGGAAAAAGCUCCGCGUGCGAAUGAUUGCGCAGUCCCAAAGUGAUCCCAAUGUCUUGUACGUGUGCCACGUACCGUUCGUGCGGUGCACGAUGCUACGAGAUGCGGCAGGUGAUCCCUCCAGUGUACUGCAGAUGGCAAUCGCCAAAAAGCAGCAGACGAAGCAGCAAAGAAGUGACUUGAUUGCGGUUCGACCAUUUGGCGUGCGCGUUGACAAACGCUCAAACGAGUGGAUCGACGCGACUCUCGUGGCGUCGCAUCGGUACCUGACGAUCCAAUUGUUACAACGAAGAAGCCACGUGGAAAGCAGCGAGUACGGGAGCGUUGCGGUCUGUAACAUUGCACAAAGACGGUUCCCACUGAGACAAGACGUGGCUCAAGAGCUCGUGGCUCGUGGGUACGCAGAGUGCAUUCCCGAGCAUCUCGAGCACUACGACAACGGAUCCAGUGGAAAUGUGGCCGACCUGACCAAGCGCCUGCGGAACCUCAAGGCGGCUCAGAAACGUGCUCAAGUCAUGCAGUACGGCAUUUGGACCGACUGGCGACAAGACAAACUCACAGACCGCGUCGUGUCCACUGCGAAACGAACAGCGCUCAAAGGGCUCCAAAAGGUCGUCGACCGCAUUCGAUAUUGA